CACACCUCCGCUGUAUAACCCCAAGUGGCUGCACCGUCGCCUCGAUCAACCUCGCGGUGACGUGCAAAUGCCGCUAUGAGUCAAGACACAAUCCCAGGAAAUCCCCGCGGCCGAGAGAACGACGAGAGGCCCCUUUAAAUCGACGCUUCCUCGGUGCUGUGCCAGAAGAGAGAGAGCUCUGAUAAACAACAACACAGUUCUCAGAAGCCGCUUUUUACCGGAUUCAGCUCUUAGCUGCGGCCUCGUUGAGGAAGAGGUGAGGCUACGAGGACUUUCCCUCAGUCAUUUCCAGCGUUUUUGUCGUCCGUCCUCCAUACAUUCAUUGUUGAAUGCCAUUGCGGAAGUGAGAAGCCCUUCGACGCGACACAAAGCUUGGACUGUGCGGACAUCUAGCGGCCGAUUAGGAGAAGGCGUCCCGUAGAGAUGUACGGAGCUUCAGGUAUCCCCGAGCUCAUCCCGCCCAGCGGGCCGCCCCGGCAGCCCGGCCCGGCAGGGCAGUACAACCCGGGACACCCCCAGGUCAACGGCCACGGCGGCGGGCCCAACCCUCAGAGGCUGGGACAGAGGGCACCCAAACUGGGCCAGAUUGGUCGGUCCAAGAAAGUGGACUUGGACGAUGAAGACCUGGAUGACAUCAUGAACAACAAUGGGCAGUGUCCUGUUUCCCUGUCGCCCAUCUCCUAAACUUCACCAUGAAGUGCCAAAAAAAAAAAAAUUCCCCCGGGACGCCAAAACCUCCGCGUCAGUGAUCUUGGCCAUGAUCCUGUCAAGUGUCCUACUGAAGCAUCCGAUGGCUCGACCAGGCACAACAACGGAUCGUUUAGCGCCAGCUGAAGCCUAGGCCCUGAUUGUACAUAGUGUUUAUUUAACUUAACUUUGGUCAGACUGUGAACGAAUUGCAUUGCAUCGCCCUCUACUCUAUACCUCGGCAGGUGUUAGACCAUCAGGACUUGAGAAAGAUUUGGAUGAAGUGUCUAUAUUUUUCGGCGCUUCUUAACAAGGGCUACAUUUCUAAAGUUGCACUGAGCGAGUGGUUACAUGAAAAGCAGCCUCUCACCUCCCUGUUGACCGGUGAGGGUUACUGAUUGUCUGCGGGGUGGCUGCGGGAGGGAAGACAAGCCUGUUAAUGUGUAUCACACAGGUAAAAUAUUAAGCUUUGGUUGUGCAGUGACUAUCAUUCUGUACUCUCACACUGAUGCAAGUGGUGUACUAUUAUCCAGUGGGUGAAAUCUCGCCAUGUACAGAGAAAAAAAACCAACUACUGCUAAUUAUUUAAUGUUUUAAAAAAAAUGAAACACUUUGUUGUGUUGUUAUGGCUUCUACAUGAUUUUUACUUGUUUCUGAAUGGAUAUUGCUUCCGUCAUCUAUAACUGAGAUUUAUUAUAUUUCCAAAUGGUGCACUUUGUGGGAAUGCCUGUUAUGUGCAGUGACAUGUUGCAGAAUUCUAUGCAUGGAGUCUGUUAAAGCAUCAGAACAUGUAACUGGUAUCCUGUUAUCAAGGGCUAUGUAGUAGUAUUUCAAACCACACCACCGUUUUGCUCUCGCGGAUCGUGCAGAGUCGGUGUUUUUCUGAGCUCAUUGUUGGCCUGGGCUGCGGACUCAGCAGUAUAAUGCCAUAAACAACCACACAAUUUAUGGAGGUUUUGUUUGUUUUCAAAAGGCAGGCUUUCCCAGUUGGCCACAUAACUGUGAUAAAAGACGUGGACGGUUCUAAAUGUUUUGGAAAAAAAAUAGCCAAAUGAUAUUUGAUGCCCCAUCAGAUAGACCAUCAAAAUACACAGCAGUAGUCUGUUUGUUGAGCUACACCCAGAUGGCAUCAUAGUGUCGUUCAGGUUCAGAUUGACUAUUUAAAGAUAAUGCCAACCUUUACUUUACAAUUACAGUAUACGGUGAUGAAGACAAGCAGCCGAUGAUUAGCUCUUGUUACUGAGACAAUCUUAACACUGAUGUUGUUUUGGGUUUUUAAAGAUUGCCUUGGAAUGACGUAUUAUUGUCUCUAAAGGCUCACGCUGAUGUCAUGUUACCUGGUUGGCUGUGAAAAUGUUACUAGUUCACUUCAAUUUUUUGUGUCAUAGAAGCACUGCAUUUCACAGCUCAUUCUCUGACUCAGAGAUUGUUGUUUGGGUUAUGGCUGCCGUUUGCAUGGAAAUGGUCGACUUUUCAUAAUGCAUCUCGGGAAAUAAAAGAUGAACCUUUGUGGAA
Messenger RNA from Xiphias gladius (swordfish), 2202 nucleotides. RefSeq lists its product as uncharacterized. Bases 424 to 684 code for a protein of 86 amino acids. The record is from RefSeq and is a predicted model, not a curated record. NCBI's taxonomy places the organism in Eukaryota, Metazoa, Chordata, Actinopteri, Istiophoriformes, Xiphiidae. The transcript is spliced from 3 exons. Gene Ontology annotation, biological process: negative regulation of protein kinase activity. Gene Ontology annotation, molecular function: calcium-dependent protein kinase inhibitor activity; protein kinase binding.